Anthostomella pinea is the source of this 858-nucleotide messenger RNA. The record is from the annotation of a GenBank genome assembly. NCBI's taxonomy places the organism in Eukaryota, Fungi, Ascomycota, Sordariomycetes, Xylariales, Xylariaceae.
AUGGGUCGAACCAAAGCUCUCUUUCGGGCGAAGAAGCGAGCGCAAGCCGCCGUUGCGGACCGCCUCCGCAACGAAUCUCGCAAUGCCCUCACCGGCUUCUCCGACUCUGGCCCUGCCUUUGGCCGCGCCCCGCCCAAGCACCAGCCGAUCCUCACCGCUGCCUAUAAGUUGAACUACACGAUCCGCUGCCCGUGUUCACAAUGGAUGAGAGCCAGUACUGACCAUGUCUUGUUGGAUGCUAGGGGAGAAGAGCAGCUGAGCAAUCUCUUCGAGGCCCUGGGCGUGAAGUACAAGCACGAAGCCCGCGCGCGUCUUCAGGCGCUCCUCAUCACAGCCUUCCGGCUGGCGCACGAGCAAAAGGGGCUCUACAACGCCAGCGACGAGACCGACGAGGCCGAAGCCAUGAAGACAACCUUCUACACCAACCUCGCUGCCGCCAUCACCGCCGCCAUCACCCCCGGCCACAACAAGGCCGUCGACCUCAAGAAGCUCCACGCCACCGUCCUCCGCGCCCUUGUCGAGCUUUACGUCGAGACGCGAAAGGAGUUCCGGAAGAGAGAGAACCGCCCCGCUCGGGUGGUCUUUCGAAAGGACCAGGCCGCCAUGGACGGAGGUGAGAACGUGGACAAGGACGAGGAGAUGGGAGGAACGGGCUCCGGCCACUUCGUGGUCGAGGAGGACCCGGACCCCGACCCCGAAGACAUGUUCGUCUGGCAGGACACCGAGUAUGAUGCCGCGGCUCAUACCAAGAAGGAGAACCAGCUGGUUCGAAAUGCCGAUCAAUGGCUGGAGGACCUCGAGGUCCAGAAGGGCACGGCCGUCGAGCCUGACCUCAUGGCGGCGUUGAGCAGCUUUUAG